CUUCUUUUUCUUUUCAACCUCUGCUUAUUUUUCGUUGACCAUGUCUUGGCGUAGAAUUGAUAUUGACCAAUACGAUGAAGAUGCUUAUACUGAAGAUGAAAUCUUGGCCGAUUUUGAUACUGGACUAUCACCUGAACAAAUAGAAUCCAAUGCUCAAGUACGAAGUUCAGAUGUACGCAACUUGAUGACGAAGGGUGAUUUGAAUAGUGCUUUGAUUCGGUCAUUGGAAGAUCCUCCUUAUGGUCGAAACGUGGAUAACGCCAAGUUCAGCAGCACACAAACCGUCGUGGACCUUUUGAAUGGAUUCCGUGCCACAGAUAUUCCUGAUACUAUCAAGAACCUUAGCUCCGAUCAACGUGAUGUAUUGAUGAAAUAUCUUUAUGCUGGUAUGGCGAAACCUGAAGUCUUCAAUUCUAGUGUGUUAUUAACUUGGCAUGAAAAGUUAACUGAAGUGGCUGGGACUGGAAGCAUUGUGCGUGUUAUGACUGAUAAACGUACUUUAGUAUAAUUAUUUAGAACUGAUCAUCUUGUUCUCUAUUUUUUUUCUUUUUUUUAUUAUUUUAUUCUUUCUUCGUAUGCAUACCUCUGUGUAGUGUCUGUAUUUGUACAAAUCCCCGACUUAUUCCAUUUAUCAAUACAAUAAAGAACUUUUGAUCAUUCAAA
Messenger RNA from Halteromyces radiatus, 663 nucleotides. RefSeq names its product actin-related protein 2/3 complex subunit 5. Gene Ontology annotation, biological process: regulation of actin filament polymerization; Arp2/3 complex-mediated actin nucleation. Gene Ontology annotation, cellular component: actin cytoskeleton; cytoplasm; Arp2/3 protein complex. The coding region runs from base 41 to 508 and encodes 155 amino acids. The transcript has 4 exons. Lineage: Eukaryota; Fungi; Mucoromycota; Mucoromycetes; Mucorales; Cunninghamellaceae. The record is from RefSeq and is a predicted model, not a curated record. Gene Ontology annotation, molecular function: actin filament binding.